Molecule: messenger RNA, 2384 nt
Organism: Heteronotia binoei (common prickly gecko)
Lineage: Eukaryota; Metazoa; Chordata; Lepidosauria; Squamata; Gekkonidae
Gene: EOMES
Product: eomesodermin
Exons: 6
Coding region: 1-2052 (683 amino acids)
Biological process (GO): CD8-positive, alpha-beta T cell differentiation involved in immune response; mesoderm formation; endodermal cell fate specification
Cellular component (GO): nucleus
Molecular function (GO): RNA polymerase II cis-regulatory region sequence-specific DNA binding; DNA-binding transcription factor activity, RNA polymerase II-specific
Source: RefSeq, a predicted model, not a curated record
AUGCAGCUCGGGGGGGAGCAGCUGUUGGGCAGCGCGGCCGCCUUGCCCGGCGCGCCCUUCUACCCUCUGGACAGCGCCGGCGGCCGCCCAGGCCCCUCGGGCCGCCACUUGGGCUCCGCUUCGCCGCCGCGCCUCGCCUUGGACAAGGGCCACCCGGCCAAGAAGUUCCCCGGUGGCGCCUCUUCCUCGACGGGGCCCGGCAUGCUGAGCGAGGGCGAGGCGGGCGAGCCGCCGCCUCCCCCCUUCGCCAAGGCGGGCCCCGAGGGCGCCCGCAAGAGCUCGCCCGGCCCGCCCGAGGACGAGGCCCUGCAGCCGCCGCCGCCGCCGCCCGCCCGCUACUCCCUCGACGGCCUCAGCUCCCCCGAGCAGCAGCAGCAGCAGCGCUACUACCUGCCCUCGCCCGGCCCCCACAGCGCCGCCACGGCAGCCGCCGACUCGCUGGGCCCGCCCUGCGCCCUCUUCCCCUAUGCCGCCGCCGGCGCCCCAGCCGCCUCCAUGUACCAGCCGCCCGGCGGGGCGCGCUACCCCUACGGCUCCGUCCUCUCCCCGCCGCCCGCCGCCUUCUCGACGGCUGCGGCGGGCCGGGCUCCCUUCGCUGCCGCCGCCGCCGCCGCCUACCAGUACGGGCAGGGGGCGGCGGGGGCGGGCGGCCUGUACGGACCCUACGCGGGGGGCGGCUCUUGCGGGGGGCUGGGGGCGCUGGCGGGGGGCGGCGUCGGGGCGGGCGGGCUCCGCGCCCAGGUCUUUCUCUGCAACCGGCCCCUCUGGCUCAAGUUCCACCGGCACCAGACCGAGAUGAUCAUCACCAAGCAGGGCAGGCGGAUGUUUCCUUUCCUGAGCUUCAACAUGACGGGCCUCAACCCCACGGCCCACUACAACGUCUUCGUGGAGGUGGUGCUGGCCGACCCCAACCACUGGCGCUUCCAAGGGGGCAAGUGGGUGACCUGCGGCAAGGCCGACAACAACAUGCAAGGCAACAAGGUUUAUGUUCAUCCUGAAUCUCCCAACACUGGAGCCCACUGGAUGAGGCAGGAGAUCUCCUUUGGGAAACUGAAACUAACCAAUAACAAGGGAGCCAAUAACAACAACACCCAGAUGAUCGUGCUUCAGUCACUGCACAAGUAUCAGCCACGGCUCCACAUCGUAGAAGUGACAGAAGAUGGUGUUGAAGAUAUAAAUGACUCUUCAAAGACUCAGACAUUUAAUUUUCCUGAAACACAAUUCAUAGCUGUUACUGCCUAUCAAAACACUGAUAUCACACAGCUUAAAAUUGACCACAAUCCUUUUGCAAAAGGUUUCCGGGACAACUAUGAUUCCAUGUACACAGCUUCAGAAAAUGACAGAUUAACUCCAUCUCCCACGGAUUCUCCUAGAUCCCACCAGAUUGUCCCGGGAGGCCGGUACAGCGUACAACCCUUCUUCCAGGAACAAUUUGUCAACAACUUGCCGCCUGCUAGAUUUUAUAAUGGGGAAAGAACUGUGCCGCAGACAAAUGGCCUCCUCUCUCCUCAACAGAACGAAGAAGUGACCAAUCCCCCCCAGAGGUGGUUUGUCACUCCGGUCCAGCAGCCCGGGGCCAACAAACUAGACAUGAACUCUUACGAAACCGACUACUCGGCUAGUACUCUGCUUCCUUACGGCAUCAAAUCCCUUCCUCUUCAGACAUCCCAUGCCUUGGGCUACUAUCCUGAUCCAGCUUUCUCCUCCAUGGCAGGAUGGGGGAGCAGAGGCUCUUACCAGACGAAAAUGUCUACUGGCUUACCUUGGGCCUCCAGGACGAGUCCCCCGAGUUUCUCUGAAGACCUGCUCUCUAAGGAGAAAGUGAAAGAAGAAAUGGGGUCAUCCUGGAUAGAGACGCCACCCUCCAUAAAGUCUCUAGAUUCAAAUGAUUCGGGAGUCUACACCAGCGCUUGUAAAAGGAGACGACUGUCCCCCAGCACCUCAAGCAACGAAAACUCUCCAACAAUGAAGUGCGAGGACAUUAAUACGGAGGACUUUGGCAAAGACUCUUCAAAAGGCAUGGGCUAUUAUGCUUUCUACACCACUUCUUAAGAGCUUUGGGGGUCCUGUAAAAAUGUGACUGGCUGUAUAUAUAUAUAUAUAUUUUCAGUGGUGGUAUCAAGAUCUUUUGCAUAAAUGUUGCCAAAGGAACUUUAUUUUCCACCUUUAAAAUGUUUUUUUUUGUGCAAUUCUAUUGAAGGUGCCAAAGCUUUUGACUGACCUUUUUGCAGGUAAAAAUGGGAAGAAACAAAGUAGUGCCCAAAACCAUUUGGGUCUCUCCUUAAGGGUACUGGAUAGUCUGUAAGCACAAUCUGGACAUUGUUGGGGGAGGCUACAUUAAAGACAGAUGAUUUUUGACUAGCUGGCUUAAGUGCUGUGCACUA